UCAUCGUGAACCGGGUGGAGUGAUCUCCUCUGUCGCCAGACCAGAAAGACACCAGAUAGUUCCUUGCUACCACAUCCUGCUUCGCUCCUGUGGUUUUGCCAUUCUCCUUAGAUGUUUUUAGUUGUUUUUCUAGUUCUGAGAUCUUACCGUCUUCAGCUUUGACAUCUUCCUGAGAACCCGCCUCGCUUUAAACUUUUAUUUCUUCCUUGUGUACACUUCUUGUCACAGUGCUUUUGUUUGCUUUUGCCUCACCCUUUUUUUUUUUCAGGGAUCGUCACAGACUCUUUUUACUAUUUGUCAGUGGUGCUCUGCGUUAGUCUUUUCGUUUGUUGCUUUGUUUGGUACCGAGACUUUGUUAAAUGACUCCAAUGGGAUCCGACCAGUUGCAAAUAGUUGCAGAACUUUUGAUUUGAAGGCUGAUAACAUCACACUGAAAGUCAGUAGACGCAGAAGCGCUGAAGUCUAUUUCACUGAGCUUUGUCUCACACAAAAAAAAAACAUACAGGUAAAUGAUCGUCUGCAGUCACGCCUAAGGACACAACAUCCACAUGGGGACUUUGAGACAGCGUUCGAGCUUCGGGAGAAAGAAAGAGGAUGUGAAACUGGGGAAAAGCGAGCCCCUACUGUUCAAAAAGGAAGACCAUGCUAGUCUUAGGACAGAAGUGCUGAGAUUGGCAGUGUUUUCUGUGAUUUUCCGUGUCAUCAACUGUUUCCUGGUUCAGAGCAGCUUCAUUCCAGAUGAGUACUGGCAGUCUGUGGAGGUCGCCCAUCACAUGGCCUUCAAUUAUGGGCAUCUAACGUGGGAAUGGAAGGAGGGCAUAAGAGGCUUCACCUAUCCUCUCUUCUUUGCGGCCAUCUAUAAAAUACUACACUGGAUACACUGUGACUCUGUGUAUCUUCUGGAAAGUGUUUUUGGUGUUUUUUUUUCGUCUUUACUUUCAGCCAUAUUUUGGUCAGCUGUGAUUUGUUACUCAAAUGAGUUUUCCCUGCAGAUUUGGCUGCCCCGACAACUUCAAGCACUCAUCACAGCGUUUGCAGAUUUCAAAUUCUUCUUCUUCCUCAGAGAACUGGAAGAUCGAGACGUCGCGAAAUGGACGGUAACGAUACAUGUUUCUGUCUUGGGUGAAUGUCAGUUCCGUCGCAUGUUGGUUGUGUUCUCGUGCGUGCAGUUCUUCUGCCAUCUGUGCUCGUGGUACACAUGGUAUAGUUGCAGCAGAACGCUGACCAACAGCGUGGAGACCACCAUCACUAGCCUGGCUCUGUGCUACUUCCCCCUGCCAGCAUCCAAAACACACAGCAGCAAAAAAUAUUUGAGCCUGGUUGCAUUCGCGAUCAUUGUUCGCCCGACGGCCCUGAUUGUCUGGCUCCCGCUGUUGAUCCACCAUUUCUGGCAGGAUGAAAACAAACUGAGACUCGUGGUUCAUGACUACAUUCCCAUUGGGGCUUCAGCCGUUGUGAUUUCAACCCUAAUCGACCGCAUCUUCUAUGAAAAGUGGAUCUUCGUGCAUUUCAACUUCCUGAACGUGAACGUCUUGGACGGAGUGGCCAACUUAUACGGCACCCACCCCUGGCACUGGUACCUCACUCAGGGCUUCCCCGUCAUAAUAGGCCCCCAUCUCCUGUUCUUUUUUUACGGAUGCUUCCUCGCUUACAAAAGGUACAGAAUUCUGCUCGUGACCAUUGCUUGGACCAUCGGCGUAUACAGUUUGCUUCCUCACAAGGAGUUUAGAUUCAUCUACCCUGUGCUUCCCUUCUGUAUGAUCUUUUGUGGAGCGUCGGUGGCCCGUAUGAGAACGUGGCGAAGAGCAGCCGCUAGUUUUUUGUUAGCAUCCAACCUGCUCAUAGCCCUAUACACAGGCCUGAUUCAUCAACGCGGCGCUCUGGACAUCAUGAGCCACAUCCACGCACUUUGCCGCAACGCCUCAGAGCCGGACAUCCUCUUCGCCAUGUCCUGCCACUCCACGCCUUACUACAGCCACGUGCACUGCCCACUAAAGAUGCGGUUCCUCGAGUGCCCGCCUGAUCUCGGCCAGGCGGACUACGUGAACGAAUCGGACCGAUUCAACGAGGACCCGCUUUUCUGGCUCCAAACUUCGUAUCCGCAUGCACGUUCACUUCCUACUCACGUGAUUCUCUUUGACGUUAUGGAGAAGAAGAUCUCAGCAUUUCUGGGUGAAAACAACUACACGAAAACAACAGACAUAUUUCACACUCAUUUUCCCGAGGGAGGACUUGGACGAAGAAUCUUUAUUUAUGAAAGGCGUCGACCGCCACUGGAACAUGUUGGCGGCCAUUUCUGACUUUAUGCACGAGCUGAUGUGUUUUGUUUUGUUUUUUUCUCAAGCUUUGUUUAUUGGGUUUUUACAAGUGAAUACAAGUGCAUCAAAACAUUGACAAAUUGUGCAACGUUCACAUUUUCUCUUUGGGAAAAGAAAAUCAGGAAUCAGGAUCACAAGCUUUAUUACGAGGAAAAUUUGCAGAUACGGACAGUCCUUUGAGUGCAAAUAUAAAAUACAAAAUUUGGAGCACAAGAAGGGAAAAGUUAAAUGGGCAGGCAACUAGUUUUUCAGAAGGUAUUUGUGUCAAAGGUUUGAGAAGCGGUGCCUUGCUGUAUGUAAACUUUAAAUGGCAGUUUUAUCGGGGCAAAUGCAUUAUUAUGGCGUUCCAGCAUUGAAAGUGAAAGUUGCCAUACUCUUAAAAUACGAACCUGUGUCGUCUUUGAAAUGGCGACACUCCCCAUCCGAUGCCCAGAGUUUGGGCCUCUGUUCCAGACGAUAUGAUGAGUCAAGAACACAGCAUCCACAUGGAGACUUUGAGACAGCGCUCAAUUUUUGGGAGCAAAGAGGAGGAUGUAAAACUGGGGAAAAGCCAGCCCCUCCCUCCUCAAAAAGGAAGCAUCCAGCCAGCAUCCAAAACACACAGCAGGUCCCCUUAACGUCGUAAACAUCUCGAUAUGUAUGUGCCGUGGAUUCCUGGCUGACACCUUAUUCGUGUUGUUCCCUCCCGAGCAAAAAAUUGUUGAGCCUGGUUGCAGUCGCGAUCAUUGUUCGCCCGACGGCCCUGAUUGUCUGGCUUCCGCUGUUGAUCCACCUUUUCUGGCAGGAUGAAAACAAACUGAGACUCGUGGUUCAUGACUACAUUCCCAUUGGGUUCGUUGUGUUUCAUAUAGCCUCCUCUCCAACACCAACUGCCCUCACGACAUCCUUCGACCUUCUCUUUGCUCUUCCUCUCGCUCUCUUGCCUGGCAGCUCCAUCCUCAUCAUCCUUCUACCAAUAUACUCACUCUCUCUCCUCUGGACGUGUCCAAACCAUCCAAGUAGCUGCUCUCUCUAACUUUGUCUCCAAAACAUCGAACCUCGGCCGUCCCUCUGAUGAGCUCCUUUCUAAUUUGAUCCAACCUGGUCACUCCGAGAGCGAACCUCAACAUCUUCAUUUGUUCUGCUUCCUGUCGUCUCUUCAGUGCCAUUGUCUCUACUCCGUCCAUCAUGGCCGGCCUCACCACUGUUUUAUAAGCUUUGCCCUUCAUCCUAGCAGAGACUCUUCUGUCACAUAACACACCUGACACCUUCCUCCACCCGUUUCUUCACUUCCUGACCACACUCCCCAUUGCUCUGGACGGUUGACCCCAAGUAUUUCAAGUCCUCCACCCUUGCUAUCUCUUCUCCCUGUAGCCUCACUCUUCCCCCACCACCACCGCUCUCGUUCAUGCACAUAUAUUCUGUCUUAGUUCGGCUAAUCUUCAUUCCUCUUCUUUCCAGUGCAUGCCUCCAUCUUUCUAACUGUUCCUCCACCUGCUCCCUGCUUUCAUUGCAGAUCACAAUGUCAUCUGCAAACAUCAUGGUCCACGGGGAUUCCAGUCUAACCUCAUCUGUCAACGUAUCCAUCACCACUGCAAACAGGAAGGGGCUCAGGGCUGAUCCCUGAUGCAGUCCCACCUCCACCUUAAACUCCUCUGUCACACCUACAGCACACUGUUCUGCUGCAAAUUCCAUCAGAAGAAAAACAGCCCCAAAGCAUCGUAGACGUUAUAUAUAGCCACUGCAUGUCCAACAAGAUUUUUUGUUUAACACGUUUCCAAGAAUUCAAAAUGAAUUUAUUCAAUUUUAGAAUAAGGCCAUACAUAACAUGACAAAAUGUGGAAAAAGUGAAGCACUCUUGAUUCUUUCCGGAUGCGCUGUACGGAGACCUGGAACAGGCAGCUAAAAUGUUUCUCUCCCA
Messenger RNA from Phyllopteryx taeniolatus (common seadragon), 4218 nucleotides. RefSeq names its product GPI mannosyltransferase 3-like. The transcript is spliced from 11 exons. Gene Ontology annotation, biological process: GPI anchor biosynthetic process. Gene Ontology annotation, cellular component: endoplasmic reticulum membrane. The record is from RefSeq and is a predicted model, not a curated record. Lineage: Eukaryota; Metazoa; Chordata; Actinopteri; Syngnathiformes; Syngnathidae. Bases 549 to 2300 code for a protein of 583 amino acids. Gene Ontology annotation, molecular function: alpha-1,2-mannosyltransferase activity.